AUGGAUAGACACGUGACCAUUUGCUAUCGUUGUGGGAAUAGUGGCCAUAUUGCAAAGUUCUGUAAUGCCAAGUUGGAGGGAGGUCUGGGUUCUAGUAGAGAUGGUGAAAGCCCCAAGAGAAAUGAUUCAAAAAUCAGACUGUCUACCGUUUCUUCAGCGAGUAAGAAGAAAACCCUUAUGGUCGAGAAUACUAUUAAUGGGAAAAACAAACUUUGUAUAGUUGACACUGGCGCAUCCAUUUCAUUACUUAGUAAAGACCAGUGGAAACCUCUUAAACUGGAUGAUACCCAUUAUUUCCAUCAGAUAUUGUUGCACAAGCCGCUAACAAUUCUCCCAUUGGGAUUUUGGGCAAAUCCACCUUGA
This is a messenger RNA of Paramuricea clavata, 363 nucleotides long. The record is from the annotation of a GenBank genome assembly. Lineage: Eukaryota; Metazoa; Cnidaria; Anthozoa; Malacalcyonacea; Plexauridae.